Molecule: messenger RNA, 387 nt
Organism: Morchella importuna
Lineage: Eukaryota; Fungi; Ascomycota; Pezizomycetes; Pezizales; Morchellaceae
Exons: 1
Coding region: 1-387 (128 amino acids)
Source: RefSeq, a predicted model, not a curated record
AUGAAAUCGUCUUGCCCUUUUUGCAGCAAGAAGUACAGCUCCUCCGCCAACUUUGACAGACAUCUUCGAACGACCUAUCCUCUGGAAGCAUAUGAAUGGUUGGGAAACCAAUAUUCGCUCCUGGAUCACGAUCAACCUGCGGAGACUCCCGACGACACUGAUGAAAGCCCAGAGAGCAUUCCUGACUGCUAUUCAGACACGCAUUACGCUUCGGAGUCGGAUAGUUUUGACCAAGAUUCCGGUAACAAUUCGGACCUAGAAUCUGAAUCAUAUUUCGUGAUGGAAGAGACAGACGGCGAUUUAAAUGGACAUAAGGCAUCUACAACAGUUUAUGAGGGUGCUGGGGAACCACUUUACCGCUCGGAGGACUACGACGAAUGCUCAUAG